AUGAAUCAUAUGGAUUUCAACACUCUUGCCACCGAAUUCACCCAAUUCUACUACAAACAAUUUGACCAAGACAGAAGUCAAUUGGGUAACUUAUACAGAGCUGAUUCCAUGCUUACUUUUGAAACCUCUGAAUGUCAAGGGGCCCAAAGCAUCAUUGAAAAGCUUGUUUCUUUGCCAUUCCAACGUGUCGAACACAAGAUUGCCACUUUGAACGCCCAACCAGCCAGUGCUAACGGUGAUGUUAUUGUGUUGGUUACCGGUCAAUUGUUGUUGGACGAAGAACGUAACGCACAAAACUACUCCCAAGUGUUCCACUUGAUGCCAGAAGGUAACGGGUACUACGUGUUGAACGAUAUCUUCAGAUUGAACUAUGGUAUGUGA
Saccharomycopsis crataegensis is the source of this 381-nucleotide messenger RNA. RefSeq names its product Ran GTPase-binding protein NTF2 (gene NTF2). Gene Ontology annotation, cellular component: nuclear pore central transport channel. The coding region runs from base 1 to 381 and encodes 126 amino acids. The transcript has 4 exons. Lineage: Eukaryota; Fungi; Ascomycota; Saccharomycetes; Ascoideales; Saccharomycopsidaceae. The record is from RefSeq and is a predicted model, not a curated record. Gene Ontology annotation, biological process: protein import into nucleus. Gene Ontology annotation, molecular function: nuclear import signal receptor activity.